AUGAUCAAGAUUUUGAUAGUCGGAGAUUCUGAAUGAGGCAAAAGUACACUUGUCAACCUGUAUAAUGGCAGCCAAUCAGGGAUGAAAAAGGAAAAUAUGACCGAUUUUGUGCAAAGAACUAUUGAUAUUAAUGGAAAUCUUCUGUAUAUGCAGAUUUGGGAUGUUGCUAAUCAAGAUAAAGGAAGUAGCAGCUUGACUAUGCAGUUUAGUAGAAAUGCAUCAGGUAUUAUCUGUGUGACUGACAUUCAAGACCAGAUGUCCCUUGAGAAUGCUAUUUUUUGGAAGAAUCACAUCAAUAGUGAUAGAGAGGUUCCAUGCAUAAUUGCAGCUAAUAAGUUUGAUCUGGUGGAAGACCUUGAAAAGGCUGGCCAGGCUUUAGAAGAAUUCCAGCAGGAAAAAUUUCUUAAGCUCUUUGCAAAGAAGCAUGGAUUCAUUGGAGCUCAGAGAAUUUCGACUAAGUAUAAUAGGGGCCCUGAAGAGAUUUUGAAAACACUCAUUAGCGAGAUUAUCGAUAGGAAUUCUGAAAGGAAUCCUAUCACUGGGGAGAUGGAAUUCAAACCGGAAAACUUGGAAACAGGAAGCUUUAAAAUCGGAGAUGGAGACAAAUAACAGUAUUUUUUAUGAAGAGAGAGGUACUGGAAGGGGAUAUCAAAGGAGACAAAAGAAAAAGAAAUGUUGAAAGUAAGCUGUUUGAAUCCUAUAAAUUAGUUGAUAUUUUCAAUUAAUC
This is a messenger RNA of Moneuplotes crassus, 727 nucleotides long. Lineage: Eukaryota; Ciliophora; Spirotrichea; Euplotida; Euplotidae. The record is from the annotation of a GenBank genome assembly.